AUGAGUAGUACGACGCCAAAAUGGGUUACCUAUACUUUAGUCAAUUCGAUCCUGUGUAUAACUGGUGGUUUGAUGGUCCCAGUUAUUUCAAUUUUAUUUAGAACAAAGAAAAAUAUCAAUACAAAGUUAAUUAAUUAUGGGCUAUCUCUUAGUGCAGGGUCAAUGAUUACAACUUCUCUGUAUAAAAUGUUGCCUCGAAUGGAUGGUAAUAAUAAUAUUCCUGUUUUUGUUGCGGUAAGUUUGGGUAUAUUUAUAAGUUUUUCCGUGAACUACUUGGUACAUUCAUAUGCAAGCGAGUCCUUGCUUCACUGCGCUCAUGAAAAUAAUGACCAAGAUCAUGUGGAUGAAGGUGAUCAUAGCCAUAGCCAUGAUCACCUUCAUGACAACACUUCUCCUGAAAAUAGGGAUGAUUCCACUAAGGACAACAGAGGACAGUACAGUCAGGCACCAGCCGAUAAUAUCUACACUGAUAUAUCUGAAGUUAAUGACAUGUCUAAUAAUGAUCAAUCAACAGAUGCGGAAUCUUCCCCGUUAUUAUCUAAUAAUACAAGAAGAACAAAUACAUCAGCAACGAUUACGAAAUUGUUUACGAAAAAUGGUGCGACUACAAAUAGUGAAGAAUGUGUUCCAAUAAUAAAAACGAAAAGCUUUAGUUGUUACAAUGGCUCUCAAGCCGAAGGUAUUGUUUCAAAGCAUAUACAAAGGUCUACUUCCUUGAGUUUUCACCUUACAAAUGGAUCCGAGUUCAAUUCUGAAAAUAGAUUAGAAGCGGGAAAACUACAUAGCAAAAGAAUCGGAUUAUCUUGUUUGGAAAAUGAUGUCGGUUAUGAUUUAGAGAAUCUUCCAACUUAUCGUCAUAACUUCUUGAAAAAGAAAGCUUCUUAUGAAGGAGUAAUUGUGGGAUCAAACAUGCAACCUCAAUCUCAUUCCUACGCAACGCAAUCCGAAUCAGCAACAUCAGGUCAGCAUUCUUCAACUUCAGUUUACUCUGCAAAAACUCAUAAAUCGCAUCUAAAGGAUCAUCAUCAUAAAUUAGAGACACCUUUUUCAAAGCUAUUAUCAAUUGGCCUACAAACAUGUUUAGUGCUGACGAUACAUAAACUACCUGAAGGUUUCAUAAUAUACUACACUAACAGAAGUAAUGAAUCAUCCGAACUUGGCCUUUCAAUAUUUAUAAGUUUAGCCAUUCACAAUUUUGUUGAAGGCUUUGCUAUGACCUUACCAUUUUAUGCAGCUUUAGAAUCUAAAGGAAUUCCGAUUUUGAUUACUGCAGUAUUAGGUGGUGGUUCUCAGCCUAUUGGUGCCCUCAUUGGAUACCUCUUUUUUAGAAAUAAAGAGGGCUCAGAUUUAGAUGGCUCGAUUAGUAUGGAUUUCUUCUUAAGUUUGACUGCUGGGUUUUUAUUGGUGAUAGCACUGCAAAUGUUCCAAACUGGUGUUGGUUUCAGUGAUAAUCAUCAUCACCAUGGUGAUGAUGACGAUUCUGAAACAAUAGAAGAACACAGUCUUGGUACGACGUGUCUGAAAUGGUCUUGUUUCGGAGUACUAUUGAUUCUCGCAAGUGGUAUAUUUGUUUGA
Molecule: messenger RNA, 1575 nt
Organism: Tetrapisispora phaffii CBS 4417
Lineage: Eukaryota; Fungi; Ascomycota; Saccharomycetes; Saccharomycetales; Saccharomycetaceae
Gene: ZRT3
Product: Zn(2+) transporter ZRT3
Exons: 1
Coding region: 1-1575 (524 amino acids)
Biological process (GO): zinc ion transmembrane transport
Cellular component (GO): membrane
Molecular function (GO): zinc ion transmembrane transporter activity
Source: RefSeq, a predicted model, not a curated record